GCUCACUUGCAAUCCGGCUGUGCUACAAACCACAUCUAAAAUUGUGCUAUCAAAAAAAAAACUUAAAAACCUCUAAAAUUGUGAAUUUUAAAAAAAACCUCAAAAAAAGUAAAAUCAUUUUCGUUUAUUAAUUCCUAGGAAAAUAAAAAUGAAUCGCGGAAAAAACUUAAAACGCUCCAAAACCGUACAUGAUAUAAGUGUGCAUUCCGACGAUUACCGCAAGUCGCAGAAGAAAAUGAUGAACCGCGGAAACAACUUCGAACGCGAGAAAUCUAUGGCUAUGGCAUCCGGGAGUGAGGGAUCCAACUCUGAUUAUGAGGCAUCCAAUGCAGGCCGCAAUGCGCCGAAAAUGAUGAACCGUGGUAAUAACCCCAAACGCUUCAAUUCAGUAUCUUUUCCGCGUAUGAGCUACGACGGCGAAAGAUACAAUUCGGCCCCGGAAAUGUCUUCAAAGAUGAAACAAGUUGGUCGCAAGUUCGGUCGCAAGAAGCGUGGGGAUAUGCGCACUGUAGCCAAACCGGUAGAAGUACGUAAUUCGGCUAUGGCAUUCGGGGACGAUGAUUCCACCUCUGAAAAUGAGGAAUUACAUGGAGACCGCUAUUCCCAGGAAAUUAUGAACCGCGGUAACAACUCAAAGCGCUUCAAGUCGGAAGGUGUUUCGCCUAGGGAUACCGUGAGCGAAUUAUACAAUUCCUUUUUUGCGUCAUCUGGUUCAUUCCGCAAUCCGCAGCAAAUGAUGAACCGCGGUAACAACUUCGAACGCCUGGAUCUAGAAGCUGAUUCGGCUAUGACAACCGCGAGUGAGGGAUCCACUACUGAUGAUGUGGAAUCCGAUACAGACGGCAACGAGGAAAUGAUGAACUACUUUAAGAACUUAGAACGCCAGGAAUCGGCCAUGGAAUCCGGGGGAACAAGCUCUGAAUUUGUGGCAACCGAUACAGGGCGCACUUUGCAGAAGAUGCCAAAGGAUUGGAAGAAGUGGUCUCUAACGCAGAGAAAGAAGGCCUUUUAUCGCUUGAGGAACGAGCGUGAUCGCAAGCGUAACCAAACACCCGACAAUCCUCCAAAGGAGCCUAUGCGCACUGUUGCUGAAGUGGUAAUAGAAGUCCCUACUUCGGCUGUGGCAUCCGGGGACGAAGGUUCAAGCGGGGAAAAUAACAAAACCCGUCGGGCCUGCGGUACCAUUGUUGUGCCCAAUGAGAUCUUAGUGGCUGGUCACAACUAUAUUAAAUGUACUCUUACCCUUAAAGUGGAGCCCAACGAGGAAUAAAUAACCAUGGCCAACUUGGUUGAUGCCAAAUGGAAAUUUCCAUAAGAA
Drosophila subpulchrella is the source of this 1318-nucleotide messenger RNA. RefSeq lists its product as uncharacterized. The record is from RefSeq and is a predicted model, not a curated record. The transcript has 7 exons. Lineage: Eukaryota; Metazoa; Arthropoda; Insecta; Diptera; Drosophilidae. The coding region runs from base 149 to 1270 and encodes 373 amino acids.